AUGGCGACGGAGAUUUUGUGGAGCACUGGACACGCCUUUCCGGUAGACUGGUGGUCGCUCGGAAUUUUCCUGUACGAGAUGGUAUACGGCCGGACUCCCUUCGGCGGGGCUAACAGAAAGGAAACUUUUUAUAACAAUCUUUGCAAAGAUCCAUUCUUUACGGGACCGUUUUCCGCACUGCAAGAUCUGAUCGAAAAGUUUCUGGUGAAAGAGCCCUACAGAAGUUUGGGGUCUUCCAGAAGGGCUGAAGAAGUGAAAAAUCAUUACCGAUGGGAGGAAUUGGAAUUUGUGUCGAGGCCUCCAUUAAUUCCCUAUAAUUUUUCUUGUAAUCACUGUUCUCUUUCUUCACAGCAGCGUGGCUUGAUGCCGAAUGAGAAUUUCAAUGCUGAUUCUCUCAAACCACAAGAUUCCAUUUUCGAAUAUUUUUAA
Molecule: messenger RNA, 429 nt
Organism: Cryptomeria japonica (Japanese cedar)
Lineage: Eukaryota; Viridiplantae; Streptophyta; Pinopsida; Cupressales; Cupressaceae
Product: serine/threonine-protein kinase UCN-like
Exons: 1
Coding region: 1-429 (142 amino acids)
Biological process (GO): protein phosphorylation
Cellular component (GO): cytoplasm; nucleus; plasma membrane
Molecular function (GO): ATP binding; protein serine/threonine kinase activity
Source: RefSeq, a predicted model, not a curated record